Molecule: messenger RNA, 3839 nt
Organism: Passer domesticus (house sparrow)
Lineage: Eukaryota; Metazoa; Chordata; Aves; Passeriformes; Passeridae
Gene: EFCAB7
Product: EF-hand calcium binding domain 7
Exons: 14
Coding region: 1598-3484 (628 amino acids)
Biological process (GO): positive regulation of protein localization to ciliary membrane
Cellular component (GO): ciliary membrane; plasma membrane protein complex
Molecular function (GO): calcium ion binding
Source: RefSeq, a predicted model, not a curated record
CAGUGCUGCCACGGAGGGUCUGACCUUGGGCAUCAGGAGGAAUUUCUUACAGAAAGGGCGAUUGGAAGGGGCUGCCCAGGGAGGGCUGGAGUCCCCAUCCAUGGCGGUGUCCGAGGCAUGGCACGCUGUGCUCUGGGCUGAGAAUACUGCACUGGUUCGGCUUGGAAGGGGCCCUGAAACUCCAGUUCCACCCAUGGGCAAUUCCACUAUUCACUACGACUCGCAUUCCAUUGUGAAUAAUUCCACAACCAUCCCAGGUUGCUGAAACACCCAUCCAACUUGGCCUUGGAGACUUCCAGGGAUCCAGGGGCAGCUUCCAGGGCCUCCCCACCCUCACAGGGAGGAAUUUCUUCCCAAUGUCUAGUCUAAAGCCUACUCUCUGCCUGUUUGGAAGCCUGGGCUGGCUUGCUCCCCUCUGUCUAUUUUUCUGAAGUGUCAUUUAUCCAGUAGAAAUGCCCCAGCCUGGGCCGUGGGGCUGCUGGCAGUGCUGUCACUAAGCAUUGCUCGCUGGAUUUCCCAGCGAUGGAUUGGCAGCACUUCCCGACCCACAUAAGGAAUGCCUCAGUAAUGGGAAGUCCGAGCACUACAAACAGGAGUUCACAUCUUCUAAACUGGUUGCUGGAAAAUUAACAUUUCUUCUUCCUCUCCUCCUUGCCUUUGCCCCCAGUUUCAUUCCACGUGUGUAACACUGGUGCUUCAUUAUAGUGACACCUGUUUGCAGGGGCCAGGCUGUGCCAGGGGGUCCCUGUGGGCUCCUUCUGGUGCCUGUGUAAUAUUAAAGUGUCAGGGUGUUACAAAUUGGGUACUUCAUCCUUGAUAAGCAAUUAUUAUCUGCCUUUCCCAAGUGUAAAAGAUCUGUAUAACUCAACAAGGUGCCAGUGAUUGAGGCCUCUCGAGUAAAAACCCAAUGAGUCCUGAAGGGGACCCUGGGAUGGUGUUGUCUUGUUGCUGAACUUGAGAUAUUCCAUUUAUUGUGCUGGAAUAUAUUUCCUGAAGUCAACAGUGGGUAAAAUAAUACAAGGAACUGUUAAAGCAACAGCACAACAGGAUUUAGUGUCCCUGUGUGAUGGCCUUCUAAAAACCUUAAUCACCCCUGGUGGAAGCAGAAAGCUGCUGUCAGAGUUUGCUGACCAUUGCUGAGCAAACAGCAAUGAGUUGUUUUAAUAAUUGAGAAAAAAAUAUGGGUUUGGUUUUUUUCCAUCCCAUUAUAACUGUAUGGGCCUUGGAUUUAAAAGGCCUGUGUUGCUCAAAGGUUUAUGCACAUUUAUUUCUAUUAUUUAUAUUUAAAUUAUAUAUAUUUAUAUUAUAUAUAUUAUUUCCUAUUAUUUAUAUAUAUUUAUAUUAUUUAUAUUUAUAUUCUAAGAAAUAUAAUUCUGGAUUCCCAUUUUGACCAAUUUUAUUAUUAUUAUUAAUAUGUUUUGUUGAGUUACAGGAGUAAAAAGAGAAGACAUGGAUGGCAAAGCCUUGUUUCACAGAUAACAUGAAAAUGUGUUUUUGUGCUUUCAAAAAUCAAGUCUGCAUAAUAUUUAUAUAAUACUUGCAAUAUCAAAUGCCUGCAACUAUAUAAAAUAAAGUGAAAUAAAACUUUUUACUGCCAAUGAAGGAUAAACUGAUGGCCAGCACUCCUGGGAAUCAGAAAGCCACACACUCAGAAAGUUCCCAAGGGAAGAAGUCCCAGCAUGCAGAAGAAGCCAUUUUUUACAUGAACUGCAGAGCAGCUUAUCUGACUGUCUUAAAAAGCAGCUUAGAAAAUAUUAAAUCAAAAGAACAACUCAUUUUAGUGCUUCAGCAGGCUGGAAGAAAUCCUUCUCAGAAGACCAUUAACAAAUACUGGACUUCACAAACAUCCUCACUGAAUUUUGAUGACUUUUGUGCUAUUUUAAAAAAAGAAAAGCCAGCUACAAAAAAUGAACUGCUCGAAGCAUUUGGUAAAAUAGACACAGCUAAGGCUGGAUAUAUUUCACAUGAUGAACUUUGUAAAAUUCUUACAACAAGAGGUGAUAAAAUGACCUGGGAGGAAGUGACCAGCAUUACUAAACAAGCUGAUUUUAACUGCAAUGGCAAACUUGACUACAACAAGUUCUGUGAGCUGUACCUGAGCACCAGUGAGCAGUGCUGCAAAGCUGCCAGGGACAGGCUGGAAACUGACCCUCGACUGAGGCAGCAGCACUUUGGGAACCAAAGUGAAAACGUCCCUGAAGGGAUCACCCUGCCAGGGUCAAAGCCAUCCCCGAGGGUCUGCAGGAAAACUGAGCACAAACUGCCUAAAGGUGACAGCAGAGCUCCUUCAAGACCUUCAUCAGCUCAAAGCAGCAAAGCUUCCACCUCCACCACGGUCACUGUGGGUGCCAGCAGCAGCAGGAACACAAAGCUAAUUAUUGAGCCUGACACAAUGAAGGAAUGGCAAUGUGCACAAUCCAAGGGCUGCUUCUACCUGGAGGAAAAUGGGGAAAUCAUCAGUCACAAGUACAGGCUGCACUUAGCCCAGAGAUCUGCAGUUUGUGUCACCAUCAAACCUUUCAGAAUUCCCCAGGCACAAGGAAAAUCUUGUCACUGGUUUUCAGUGGAUACAGCUUUGUUUAUUCUGAAGGAAAAUGAAACCCAAGAGAAUUUACAGCUUGUGAGCUUUACUGAACUCCAGAACAAAGAGAUGUUUGGCUGGAGAGGGGAGCUUGGAUCUGGGCUUUACUGGCUGCUCCCUUUCACAACUGGCUGCAGGCUGAGGAAGGGAAAAACCCAAAUCACUGGGGAAGCCAAACUGGUGUGGAGGGAUGAAGAUGGAGAGCUGGCUCUCACCAAUGAAUUCCGAGCUGCUUUGCUGGAUAUUUUUGAAACCAUUGAUCUGGAUGGGAAUGGCCUCCUGAGUCUGGAGGAGUACAACUUCUUUGAGCUGAGGACUAGUGGGGAGAAGUGUGACCAGGAAGCCUGGGCUGUGUGCAAGGAAAAUUUUGAGAUGAAGAAGAAUGAACUAACAAGACAAGGAUUCCUGGAUUUGAAUCUCAUGGAAGCCAACGACCGGGAUGGGGAUCCCUGGGACCUUUGGGUCACUUUGUUGUCCCUGGGCUACAACAAAGCCUUAGAAAUGACAGAGGCCUGCCCCUUUGUCAUUGACAUCUGUGCAGAGAGGUGCAAACCCAGACUCAGAGCCAUUUCCCUGGAGGCAGGGGGCUCCCAGCUCAGCAGGGCUCUCUGCAGGUCUGUGGUCAGCAAGGGAGAGGCCAAAGUGUUGGAUGGCUCUGGGGACAUCUGCAUCCACACCCACAGGUCAGGCAGCAGGAUCACCUCUGUGAUUGAAAAUAAGUCUGAAAAUAAAGUGAUAAUUCAUGUCAACAAUGAGCAGAGUAAGAACUGCCUGAACAAUAGGGGACUGACAGUUUUUGCUGUGGAAGUGGCUCCAAAAUCCAUGAUGGUCUGUCAGCACGUGAUGGCCCUGAAUGAGCAGGAAGAGUGGAUUUACAGCUGUGUGCACUCCCUUGUGUGUUAAACCUCCCAGUGCCAGGCCUGGGAGCAGCCACACUCAACCAGGAUUAGCUUUGAGCAGCUUUUACACAAUUUAUAGUCUUGUCCUUCUCAAAAAGCUGGCAUACAUUUAUAUUUUUUGAUGAUUUUGGCAUGAAAACACUGAGGCACAAUAAAAAUUAGUGCUGUUCAGUAAUCCAGCUGCCAGUUGUAAUAGAACUGUGCUUUUUAAAGGAUUGUUUCCCUAAAUAUGCCCUUAUUUUCCAUGCCAUGGAUUGUAAUUCCAUCACAGGCUGGAACUGCUUCACUGAGGGGAAAAAAACUUUGUUGAAUGGGUUCCUAAUUAAACAUUCCUUUGGUUUUGAUGUGAGAAGUAUAAA